Messenger RNA from Galleria mellonella (greater wax moth), 3353 nucleotides. RefSeq names its product exocyst complex component 6 (gene Sec15). NCBI's taxonomy places the organism in Eukaryota, Metazoa, Arthropoda, Insecta, Lepidoptera, Pyralidae. The record is from RefSeq and is a predicted model, not a curated record. The transcript is spliced from 16 exons. Gene Ontology annotation, cellular component: membrane; exocyst. Gene Ontology annotation, biological process: exocytosis; Golgi to plasma membrane transport; intracellular protein transport. The coding region runs from base 191 to 2479 and encodes 762 amino acids.
UCUGUAGCUAAUGUCAGUGAUGUCAAAAUGUAUUUUUUAGAAUUUUGUUAUUAACUUUUAAAUAAGAAUAAAUAUCAUUGAGAUUUAAUUUUUUAGAUACUUUGUUGUAACCUAAUUCUAAUUUAAAAUCAUUAAGUCCCUUUAUGACACCUUCAAUAAUUUUAUUAGGUUCUGAACUUUAAAAAACAAAAUGACCAAUGCGACUAUACAGGAGAUAGAAGGAAUAGAUGAUUACUGGGGUCCAGCAUUCCGCUCAGUGUAUGAAGGUGAAGGGCAUGAAGCAUUUGUUCAACAAUUGGAUGAAAGAAUCAAGCAACAUGAUAAAGAGAUUGAGAAGUUGUGUAAUUUUCAUUACCAAGGUUUCAUAGAUUCAAUUAGGGAGUUGCUUCAAGUGCGUUCUCAUGCUGAAGAGCUUCAUGCCAAGAUAUCAGAUGUUGAUGCUAAUGUUAAAGAGACUACUGAAAGUCUAUGUGCAAGAGCUCAAGAUCUUAUCAGAGCUCGUAGAGUGGAAUUAAAUAUUGCCGCCACAAUUGAAAAGAUGGAAUUGUGUCUACCACUACUUACUACAUAUUCAAAACUGAAAACACAAGUGGAAGCAAAAAGAUACUACCCUGCUCUCAAAACCCUAGAGCAAUUGGAACAUGUAUUGCUUCCACGGGUGGGCCCAUACAAGUGGUGCGCCCAGAUAUCGGCUGACAUACCUCGACUACGACAGGCGAUACAGGACGCGUCUAUGGCAGACUUGAGAGAUUUUCUGGAAAACAUACGCACGCUCAGCCCACAGGUUGGUGCUAUGGCGUUAAAGCAAACUCAAGACAUGUCGGGAAGAAGUUUAGCCAAUAUUGUCAAAAAUAAAAAAGACAUGACAGUAUUGGGUAUAGCCGCUAAAGAAAGCAGCGGGCCACAAUGUCCUCACGAAUUGGUGGAUUUUAGUCCCCUGCACCGAUGUCUGCAUAUACACAGUGUUCUCGGCGCCAAGAAUGACUUUAUACAGUAUUAUAGAGCUCAACGCAAGCAGCAAGCCCGGCUGGUCCUCAUACCGUCUUCUGGAAAUCUCCAUGACUCCAUCCAAAGUGUAAAGAACUACUUGAAUGCUGUCCUCGGAUUUUUCAUACUCGAGGAGCAUCUUCUGAGUACAGGAGCCGGUCUGGUGUCAAAAGACUGGUUGCUAGAUACAUGGAGCAUGGCGGUGACAAAGGUGGCUUCAACUCUGCGGACCAAUACAUCUUUGAUCACGGACCCGACCUUAAUGCUGAGCAUUAAACAUCAGAUUGUGUUAUUCAUAAGUACAUUGAAAUGUUACGGUCUGCCGACGGAUCCAUUACCCCUGCUGCUGCAUGAAAUGGCCGAGCACUACACAGAAGUGCUUAUGCAGAGAUGGGUGGUCGUCUUCAGAGAUAUUUUAGAUAACGCCGCUUUUAUGCCCAUAGAGGUUCAAAAUCAAGACCAGUACGACGGUGUAAUGGAUAUCUUUCCAUACGACGGUGAAGAGUUGGAUUCCCAACCAUUCCCAAGGAAGUUCCCGUUCUCAUCGGUAGUACCAGAUGUAUACGUACAAGUGAAGGAGUUUAUAUACGCAUGGCUGAAGUACUCGGUUGGGCUGGGCUUCGGCGGCAGCCGGCGGGCGGCGGCCGCCCGGCACUCGGCCUCGUUGCUGCUCAGCCGCUCCUUCACUGGCUGCUUGUCAGCGCUGUUCCGCAGGCCAUUACCCCUCAUGCAGAUUGUUCAGAUCAUCGUGGACACGCAGUACUUGGAAGACGCGACGUUAUAUCUAUACGAGUUCAUCAGCAACAUCACCGGUUCCGAACUUGUCACCACCCAGGCAGCUGGUAGUAUGUUCCAAGCGGCGCGCGACGAUGCAGAGCAGCAGAUAUGCGACAAACUGGAAAAGAAAGUCGACGAAUUUCUAGAUCUCGAGAAUUACGAUUGGCUUCUAGUGGAGCCGACGGGCCAGGCGUCGUCUUUCGUCACCGAUAUGUUAAGCUACCUGUCCGGGGUGCUCACCUCGCUCGAGCAGCUACCCGAAAGAGCCAGAGUGGCUGCAGUUAGAGCAGCGACGAAUCGUAUAGCGACGCGUCUCCGCAACUUACUCCUGGACCCGGCUGUAAAGCAGAUCUCCUCCGGUGCCCUCUACCAACUGGAUCUAGACGUGAUACAAUGCGAGCAGUUCGCUGCUGGCGAGCCCGUCCCUGGGCUGAGGGAGGGCGAGUUGUUAGAGCAUUUUGCGAGUCUAAGACAACUUCUCGAUCUCAUCACCGGUUGGGACUGGUCAUCAUACCUUCACGACGUUGGCAUCGAGGGCGGGAAAUACUCACUGGUCACGCCCCGCGACGCCGCCACACUCCUCGAGAAACUCAAAGAGGCCGAACAGAAAUCGUCUGUGUUCUCCGUUUUGAAGAAGAAUGAGCGAGAUAGAAGGAAAUUACUCGACACCGUGCUGAAACAGUUGAAGCAACUGCAGAACCAGGAUGGUUCCUAAUUUAUUAUAAAAUUUAAAUUGCAAAGAUCAGCGCCAUCUAGCGAUUGAAUGAAUAAGUUUAUUUGUUUGUUCCCACCAUUACGCACGUUUAACCAGCAUCUUUCCUACAUUGAGGUGAAUAAUUAAUAUUGUAUAUUUUAAAAUAAUAGUUACUUUACUGUCCGUCUGUCUGUAUGUGCGUAGCUAAAUUUUAUUUUUUCAUUAAAAAAAUUGAUCUUAGUUUGAAUUAAGGAGGAAUAUUAAGGUCGCGAAGUAAGGUCUCGAAAACACGUGUAUAGAAAAUAAAUGACAAUUUAUUUUCUAAUUUUAAAUGCAAUUUAUAAUUGUGCUUCUAAUGUGUAUUCAUGAUAUCCAGUGAAAAUCAUAUGAAAUCAUAAUAUAAUUAUGAUUUUCCCUGGAUUAUACGAUGGUACAGUUGUGCUGUCCGCUCAAAGCAUUCCGUGUAGUCGUAUGGAACGCUUCGAACGUAAGUGAUAAUUGCAUUUAGCUUCUAUUUUAUUAAAAAUACCGAAAAUUCAUAUAGCAUAUAUUAAAUAUUGGUUUAAUAUCCGAUAAUUGAAGGUUUUGUUGAAAAUUAAACUUAUUUGGUGCUAAAGUAUUAUUAAAAAAUAUAGAUGUAUUCAAAGCAAAAAUUAUCAAAUCGCACAUAGACAGUAAUUAAUUAAUAAUAAUAAAAAAAAUCUGUAGUUUUCACAAUUAAUUUUAAUUUAUUAAUAAUUUAUAUCAAAAUAAUUUAUAUUAUUAUAUAAUUGAUAUUCUUGCAGGAAAAAUGUGUCUAUUAUAAUUGUUUUAGUUGUAGCGAUAGAUUGCAUUUAUAUAAAAACUAAACCCACUCCUGUAUUAUGUUUAAUCAAAUAAAUUAUUUUUAUAUACU